ACGCAUGGACUAUAAUAGGAUGAACUCCUUCUUAGAGUACCCACUCUGUAACCGGGGACCCAGCGCCUACAAUGCCCACAGCGCCCCAACCUCUUUUCCCCCCAGCUCAGCUCCAGCCGUUGACAGCUAUGCAGGCGAGGGACGCUAUGGAGGGGGGCUGUCCAGCCCAGCGCUCCAGCAGAACUCGGGCUAUCCUGGCCAGCAGCAGCCUUCAGCACUGGGGGUGCCCUUUCCUAGCUCUGCGCCCUCAGGGUACGCCCCGGCAGCUUGCAGCCCCAGCUAUGGGCCUUCUCAGUACUACCCUCUGGGCCAAUCGGAAGGAGAUGGAGGCUAUUUUCACUCGUCGAGCUAUGGGGCUCAGCUAGCGGGCUUGUCCGAUGGCUACGGAACGGGUGGAGUUGGCCCGGGGCCCUACCCUCCGCCACAGCCGACUUACGGCACCGAGCAGACAGCCGGCUUCGCACCAGCCUACGCUGAUCUCCUCUCCGAGGACAAGGACUCAUCCUGCCUGACAGAACCCUGCACGCCUACGACCCGGACUUUCGACUGGAUGAAGGUUAAGAGGAAUCCACCCAAGACAGCGAAGGUGUCGGAGCUGGGGCUGGGCGCGCCCGGCGGCCUCCGCACCAACUUUACCACGCGACAGCUGACCGAGCUGGAGAAGGAGUUCCAUUUCAACAAGUACCUGAGCCGGGCCCGGAGGGUGGAGAUCGCCGCCACCCUGGAGCUCAAUGAAACGCAGGUCAAGAUUUGGUUCCAGAACCGGCGCAUGAAACAGAAGAAACGUGAGCGAGAGGAAGGCCGGAUGCCCCCAGCUCCAUCAGGCUGCCGCAAGGAGGCAGCUGGAGACGUCUCGGACCAGUCGACUUGCACCUCUCCGGAAGCCUCACCCAGUUCCAUCACCUCUUGAACUGAACCUUUUAACCAAAGGGGCUUCCAACACUGGAGCGCCCCAGUCAGGCCCUCUCCUUGGGUUUCCCCAACUUCACUGCCCUGGCGAUCCUUUCCAAGGCU
Molecule: messenger RNA, 1014 nt
Organism: Castor canadensis (American beaver)
Lineage: Eukaryota; Metazoa; Chordata; Mammalia; Rodentia; Castoridae
Gene: Hoxb1
Product: homeobox B1
Biological process (GO): regulation of transcription by RNA polymerase II
Cellular component (GO): nucleus
Molecular function (GO): DNA-binding transcription factor activity, RNA polymerase II-specific; RNA polymerase II cis-regulatory region sequence-specific DNA binding
Source: RefSeq, a predicted model, not a curated record